This is a messenger RNA of Enterobius vermicularis (human pinworm), 2034 nucleotides long. Lineage: Eukaryota; Metazoa; Nematoda; Chromadorea; Rhabditida; Oxyuridae. The record is from the annotation of a GenBank genome assembly.
AUGGAUUAUAACAGUGUUGGAGGCGAUAUGGAAGGUGGUGUAGAAGACUGCAUAUGGGGGAAGAUCGAAUGGCAGGAGUAUGUAGAAAAACUAAUUACGGCAAAUUCCGUCGAUGAAACUGCUUUGCUGGAAAAGAUCGAAGUCGUGAAGAGUAAUGUUGGUCGACAAAUUAGGAAAGCGGUUAUUUCUUCAUUAAACCACCCAUACGAUAGUAUUACUCGUUUACAGAUAGAACAGCAUCAUCCAAGACUCGUUGAACAGGCUAGUGCCCUUCAUGGUUUAGACCUAGUUCAAGCUACAAUCAGCCGUGAGAUGUCACACUUAUUUGAAACUAGUGAAGAAUUGAGCAGUCGAUUUGCUUCUGCCUAUGAAAAACUUAAUGGCGAGACGUGUUCUUUGGAGCAGCUUUACGCCCUUAAAAAAAUUUUAUAUGCUGCUUACAGGUGUGAACAGCUAAUUCGUCGGCUAAGCACUGUAAAUGAACUGGUGAAACAGUCAGAAAUGAUAUGUGAAUUAAAGUCGAUAAUUUCUGAGUUUUCGCAACUGAAAGAGGUCUUGUGGUUGAGAGAGGCAGUAUCAGUUACUGCACCAAAAUUAGCAUCUGAAGCACGACAAAGAACUGCUAAGCAAAUGAGGACGUCAUUAGAAUCUCAAAAUGCUCCUCUUGUUGCUUCCUGCGUUCGAGCACUGCGAAAUCUUUCCUGUUAUGAAGCAGAGGUCAAAGCGUUACUUGAUGAAUAUUGUAAAGACUUGGACGCUCAGUUUCUACAACUAAUAACGAGUCCCGAUUUGGCUGGUAAGACACUGCCUCAUAUUUCAAGCCAAGUACAGAACUAUGUAGAGCAACUGUUUUUAUUGGGGGAUGAAACAGUUUCUUCAUUUUGUGCAUCAUUCGCUCAGAUAAUUGCUAAUCGAGUUCCUGCCAACGUCCAGUAUUCAUGUCGAAUCCUCCAACUUUUCACCCCUGUUUUUUCUCAGUUGCCCUCAAGCAGUUCUAAAAGAGUUUUCGAAGCUUUUCGGCCAUUGAAAACUGCAUUUCUUUCUCAAUCCCUAAAUCGGAUGUUUGUCGCUGUUAAUGCAGCGUUUGAGGAUUCUUCUAUGCGAAACGCUGUUGUAGAGAAGAUUUCAAGUGUUUUGCGGAAAGAAUUGUGCAGCGUAGGGUGGGAUGCAGAUCUAAAGUGUAGUGUAGAAGAAAAUAUAUCAAAGGCGAUGGAACUUAUUUCUCAAAAGAUAGAGGAAUUGCUUAAAUUGGACGAGGAAUCACUUUCAAUAGGAGAACGAGUCAGCAACACACAGGCAUCCAACUAUGGUUUAUUGAAUGUCGCGUAUGCGUUGAGUACCGCGUGGCAGAAGUAUGAUUCUUCUUUGAUGUCGGUCGCUCAACAGGGCCGAGAUGCCGUAAUGGCUCUAGGAAAGGCUUCCAUUUCAAAAAUAUUGCUUUCGAUGCAUUCAGAGGAAUUGGGAGCACCAUCACCUUAUGCGAAAGAGCUUUGCGAAUAUCUUAAUUCGUUCCGCAUGCACAUAUCGCUUUUCAUGCAGCUGGCAAAAUGCGAUGGGGUUCUUGCUGCAUUUAUUGAUUACGUCAUAGACUUAUUUUUAAUUCACGCUUCUCUUUUCCGACCAACUUCAUUUGUACAUCUUGGUAAAAUUGCUGAUGAUCUCAGACUUGUAUGUCGUGCACUUAGCUCCUUCGAUACGCCUUCUGCAUUGUUGUCUAGCGUCCCAGAAUUUGCCGAUGCCUUAUGCAAAAAAUGCGAAGUAUUGGGAAGCGAUACCUCGCUUCCUUCAUGGGCUGUCAUACAGCUUUUAAUAAGUCACAGUGAUGGUUCUUUGUUUUCGCCUCACGAAGCCAUCGGAAAUAGUUUGCAGCAGUAUACUGAAUGGUUCAGCAAUUUGCCGUCGGCAGAAAGAAUUAAAUUUCUUUCUUCAGUCAUUGAAUCAUAUACGUCGUCUGUUGUAUCACAAAAUUGCUCAGAGUAUGUCUCAACCUAUCCGUUGAUAGUGGAUGUACUAAAACGGGCUGCUGAGCAGUAG